CCCACCUUUAAAUUUUCUUGCCAUGGCUUCUAUCGCGGCCCCUCAAGUAUACCCAGAAGGUCUUAAGAAGCGCUCGCGAUUAGCUGACUCAUUCGACCUCUCGAGGAAGCGUCAGCGCCGCGGCGUAGGCGAAACCAACGUCCAGGAUGAGGCCACCGACGCCGCUGAUGUGGCCAAGUACAGCCAGCGCCAUGUCGAGUACUUUGAGCAGAUGAAGCAGGCCGAGAUUGCCCGAAUUAGGGCCGAGUAUGAGCAGUUCAUCAUGAAGAAAGAGGCCGAAUUCCAGCGGCUCGGCCAGGAGCUGCAGCAUACACAGGAACGCGUGGCCGCUCAGGCCAACGAUGCGGCCCGACUCCAGGGUGAAAACAAGCUGCUGAAGCGCGCCGUGGCCAUCCAGAAUCAGCAGAAAGAGGAGGUUCAGAACGAGAACAACGCAUUGAAACAGCUGGCCACGCAGGCCGCCGAGCACAUGAAGCGUCUAGAGCAGGCCAACUACACGCUGAGGGUUCAUCUGCAGACCAGCACCAACGCCGGUCUCGGCCACCAGCAACAGCCACCUGAUGUGUACUAGGCCAUCGAUGGCCACACAUGACCAGGUCUUGACCUUCACUGGCCAAGGCAUUCUAUAGACGACCCAGUCCCGUUCUACUACUAUUCAUUAUUCUAUGGGCCGAUGUUGGAGUAUCAAAAGGCAGAAAGCUGCCACGAUACUUUGGCUCUCUCUCCCGUGACACCGUCCACGUCGUCUGUGUCUUCCGUCACUCAGUUGGAAGUGGUCAGCCGUCGGGAAGCUUUCUACUUCGUCCUCCACGAUUAACAACAAUCCAGUUUCUUCUCGACGAUCGACUGAGCUACCACCUGACGCAGGGCGAGUAAAGCACUUACUUUAUUUCGCAAAAAGCAUUUAAACCCCACAAACAUUGCCUAAUGCCAAAC
This is a messenger RNA of Phytophthora infestans T30-4, 936 nucleotides long. RefSeq lists its product as uncharacterized. NCBI's taxonomy places the organism in Eukaryota, Oomycota, Peronosporomycetes, Peronosporales, Peronosporaceae. The record is from RefSeq and is a predicted model, not a curated record. Bases 23 to 571 code for a protein of 182 amino acids. The transcript has 2 exons.